UGAGCCACCCCACGGUCCGUCCACCCGAGAGGCGAGAGCGGUCGAGUCGAGCCCCGACUCCCGAGCCCGCACGGCGCACGCGGACGCGGUCACGCGCCGCGCACAUGCGCCCCCGCCCUCCCUCCGCACAAGCGCAGCGCCACCGUCCCGCCGCCGCCGCCGCCGCCGCCAGCUGCCCCGUUCCCUUGGUUUCUCGCGCUCCACGCCGCCGCGGAAGGCGAUCACGCGGGAGAAGCCCCGACUCGAACUCUGGACGGCAGCUCCGAGCCCGGGCGGCGCGCGGCUACUCGUACCAGGAGGUCCCGGGCCCGGGGGCUUCGAUGCAGAACCACGCGUACAGCCGGCUGGGCAGCAGCUCGGGGGGCGGGGCGGCCGUGCCGUCGCCGCCUUCGUCGCCGCGGCGGGCGUGGGGAAGGAGGGGCUCUGGGGCGAAGGGUGGGUGGUCCGCGAGGGCCGGCGCGGGCGUCGCGCGGAGGGCGGCGCGGGCGGCGCUCGCGGCGCUGCUGCGGCGGCAGGCGGUGUUCCUCUUCGCGCCGCUGCUGUACGUGGCGGCGAUGCUGCUCUACAUGGGCUCCAUCUCGCUCGACAGCGUGCCCCGCAUCAUCUCGCGCCCCGCGCCCGGGUCGAUGUACCGCAGCCCGCAGCUCUACGCCCGCCUCCGCGCCGACAUGGACGCCGAUAACGCCACUGACGCGCUAGCAACCGUAUGGCGGCAUGCUUACAGAGGUGGUAUUUGGAGACCUUGCAUAAGCAAUAAUACCGAUGGUUUGCCUGAAUCAAAUGGCUACAUUUAUGUUGAGGCAAAUGGUGGUUUGAAUCAACAACGAACAUCGAUUUGCAAUGCAGUUGCUGUUGCCGGUUUUCUGAAUGCAACUCUUGUAAUCCCAAACUUCCACUAUCACAGCAUCUGGAUGGAUCCUAGCAAGUUUGGUGAUAUUUAUGAUGAAGAUCACUUUAUCCAACAUUUAAAAAAUGAUGUCCGGGUGGUUAACAAGGUGCCUGAGUUCAUAAUGGAGCGGUUUGGUCACAAUUUGAGUAAUGCAUUUAAUUUCAAGAUAAAGGCUUGGUCUCCUAUCCAGUUCUAUGAAGAUGCUGUUCUCCCUAAGUUGAUUGAAGAAAGGCUCAUAAGGAUAUCGCCUUUUGCAAAUCGGCUGUCGUUUGAUGCCCCUCCGGCUGUUCAACGUCUGAGAUGUCUAGCAAAUUUUGAAGCCUUAAAAUUUUCUAAAUCAAUCACAGCUCUAUCUAACACUUUAGUUUCUCGAAUGAGAGAAAAAAGUGCCGAAAACAAUGGGAAGUACGUAGCAGUGCAUCUCCGCUUUGAAGAGGAUAUGGUUGCCUUCUCUUGUUGCGUAUUUGAUGGCGGUGACAAUGAAAAGAAGGAAUUGGAUGCAGCCAGGGAAAAAGGUUGGAGAGGGAAGUUUACUAGGCCAGGCCGUGUAAUAAGGCCUGGAGCAAUCAGGAUGAAUGGGAAAUGUCCACUGACACCUUUGGAGGUUGGAUUAAUGCUGCGUGGAAUGGGUUUCAGCAAUAAUACCGCGAUCUAUUUGGCUUCUGGAAGGAUAUAUAAAGCAGAAAAGAACAUGGCUCCUCUACUUGAAAUGUUCCCUCUCCUACAGACUAAAGAAACUUUGGCAUCGGAUGAAGAACUUUCUCCAUUCAAGAACUUCUCCUCAAGGAUGGCAGCUAUUGACUACAGUGUUUGUGUUCAUAGUGAGGUUUUCGUGACUACCCAAGGUGGUAAUUUUCCUCAUUUUCUUAUUGGCCAUAGGAGAUACUUGUAUGGUGGCCAUGCCAAGACAAUUAAGCCCGAUAAAAGAAGAUUGGCCAUACUAUUUGACAGUCCACGUAUUGGGUGGAAGUCCCUGAAACGCCAGUUAUUCAAUAUGAGAGCACAUAGCGACGCCAAGGGUAUUGAGAUAAAAAGAGCAAAUGAAUCAGUAUACACCUUUCCAUGCCCUGAUUGCAUGUGUCGUUCAAACAAAUCAGAACACUCCAAAUCCAUCCAGUCCAGAUAACAUCUAAUAGUUGUAUCUUGACAUGAUCGACUGACCCCAAUUCGUUCUCGGUGUCAUGGCAUCCUUGAUUCCUUAUUCUUUGCCUGCUGUCUGGUGGUGAGAUGUUCCAUAUCCUCCAAGCAUCCCUACUGAACUGUUGCUCGUCCAUUCCAUCCUCCCCAGGUUGGGUGCUGCUUGUAUAGCCUGGAGCAACUGAGAUACAUCAAAUUCUUUUCAUCUGACCCCUGGUGCUAACAAUACACUGAUUCAUGUCUACAGUAGAUGUAUGUAACAAUAUCUAGGGCUACGUUAACAACUUAGUGCUAAUCCACUCAGUGUAGUAGUAGUUCCCUUGUACAUUGCUUAGCUGGGAAGCAAUUUUCACACACAAUUUUGUAGCAAAGAUGACAUUUUCAUUUGGUUAAGUUUAUCAACCAUUUCUCAGAAUUCAGUUCUCGUCUCUUUGCUGUAACCUUUUUACUGUAUUAUUUGUGGCAACUUACUUGGACACAAAGCAAUUACUACCAGUUCAAAGAUGGAAA
Molecule: messenger RNA, 2536 nt
Organism: Setaria italica (foxtail millet)
Lineage: Eukaryota; Viridiplantae; Streptophyta; Magnoliopsida; Poales; Poaceae
Exons: 10
Coding region: 105-2015 (636 amino acids)
Source: RefSeq, a predicted model, not a curated record